UUUCGUCCGGAUUUUUUGAUAAUUGGAAAAGAACAAUAUAAAUUUACAUUUAUUAUGGAUGAAAAUUCGCAGCAUUUGAUAGAGGAUUGCUUUUUGCGACCCAUAAGUGAUGUGCGCACAACGAAUACAUCCGUCCAAUCUCAGGAUUCAAAAGUGACCUUAAAAGCUGAAAUGCAAAUUUUGCACUUAAAUGAAGAAUCUCAAAACAUGUGUAUGGACACGUUACGUAGUAUACAUGGCAAUAAGUUUCGUUUAGGUAGUGCGUCUAAAUACAAAGAUCGUGGUGGAAAAAUUAAAGGGUCUUAUUGGGAAGACAGGGGUACACUCAUUGUUCAAAGUGUUACCAACUAUGCGAUAAACAACGCUGAUCCUUCUAAUAUCACCAACAAUAGCAAUAAUAACUUGGGUGAACCUGAGCAAAGAUUUCGCCGAUACGCUUUAAGAAAAUUAGAAAAUUAUGGAUUUCCUUUAAUUCACUGCACAGAAGCUUAUGAUCACUGUAAACAAAAUUGCGAUGAAGCUUUGUUAUUAUUAUUUCGGAAAUAUAUGAAAGUGCCAAAGGAAAAUGAUGGAUCAAUUACUUUCCGUUCAUCAAAUAUAAGUGAGCAAGAGUUGCUAGAUAUGCGGAGAGAUGAAAAAGAGGCCUUAGAAUCAAUUUAUGAUAAGUCUUUCGAGGAAAAGGAAAAGGAUUCCGUAUGGAGUUUGAAAUUUAAAAUCGAACAUUUGCUGUUACAUAGCCCAAAUGAAGUGAAAAAAGCCAGAGAGGCGGCGGCUUUAGAAGAAGCUGACAAACAAAAAACAAAAAAAUCCGCCGGUCCCACUAGAUGUCGUAAUUUCGAUAAGCAUGCGACUUGUAGAUUCGGUUCUAAGUGUCGAUUCGCUCAUUUGCCAAUUCUACCAGAAUUAACUGACGCGAUAUCAAACUCACCAGAGGAGGUUGAUGAAAAUUGGUUUUAUUUGGAAAUAAGAUUUCCUGUAAAUACAAAAUAUCCCUAUGAAGCACCGUUUCUUUAUGUGAAAACAACUUGCCACGACAUACCCAACAUAAUACGUUUGAAAUUAGCUCACAAGCUGUAUAAAGAAGCUUUAGCCUUAAGUAAAGAUGGCAUGCCUUGUGUAUACAGCGUGGCCGAGUUACUGCAAAGUGAAAGUUUAAGUCAAACAUUGGAUAUAGAUUUGGAUACUUUUCCGCCAAUUGAUAAGUCGCUUUUUUAUGUAGAGUCUAAAUUGACUGAUUUAGAAACUGAAAAACGUUCUUUACCUUUACCGACGCAUUACGAAAAGGCUCAAUCUUUGCUUCAUGACAAUCACCAAAGAAAUCCCCAACAGCGAGAUAAAGAAAACCGUUUAUUACUAAAACGUUUUACAGAACGCCGUCAAGAUGAACAUUAUAAGAGAAUGCUAGCGAUAAGACAACAACUGCCAGCGUUUAGCAAAAUGACGGAUAUACUUGAUCUUUUGGAUAGUCAUCAAGUUUUGGUGGUAUCGGGUGAAACUGGUUGCGGGAAAUCUACACAAAUACCGCAAUUUAUUUUAGAUAAUUGGUUUUUUAAGGCUUCACAAUUAGAUAACGACUCAAAUAUCCCUCAUGUAGAAAUAAUAUGUACUCAACCGCGUCGUCUUUCGGCAAUAGGGGUUGCUGAGCGUGUGGCCGAUGAAAGAGCUGAGCGCGUUGGUCGAACAGUAGGUUAUCAAAUUAGGCUCGAAAGUAAAAUGUCCUCCUCCACGCGUCUGACCUUCUGUACCACUGGCAUUUUAUUAAGACGUUUAUCUUCAGAAUCUCUCCUCCAAUCAGUAACUCAUAUUGUUGUUGAUGAAGUUCACGAACGAAGUGAGGAAUCGGAUUUUUUAUUAAUGAUCUUGAAACGUAUAUUAAGCGAAAGAAACGAUUUAAAGGUGAUUCUGAUGUCAGCCACCCUAAAUGCCAAUUUGUUUUCGAAUUAUUUUGGUACGGCGCCGGUGCUGCACAUACCUGGUCGUACGUUUCCAGUAAAACAGCUAUUCCUAGAAGAUAUUUUAGAGUGCUGUGAGUACAUAAUUGAAUGUGAUUCACCUUACAGUCGUAAGAUCAACAAAAAAGAGGAAAACGAGCUAUUGCAAGAAAUGGAAUAUGCAGAUAUCAAGGCCAACAACGUUGCGCCACCAACAAAAAUCAAAGAUGAACAAUUGAACUUAUCAGCCGUUUACGCCAGAUAUGCGGAUUAUACGAAAAGAACAUGUAAAACAAUUUAUCUAAUGGAGCCUGCUAAAGUGAAUCCUGAUUUAAUAGAGUCGGUAUUACAUUACAUAGUGGAAGGGCAGCAUUCAUGGCCACGUGAAGGCUCUAUAUUAGUAUUUUUACCCGGUUUACAAGAGAUACAAACAGUGCAUGAAGCUCUUUGCAAUAGUUCGACGUUCGGCUCAAGAUCAAAUAAAUUCAUACUGAUGCCUCUGCAUUCCACACUCUCCAGUGAAGAACAAUCAGCCGUUUUUCGUCCGCCAUCGAAGGGAAAACGGAAAAUUGUUUUAAGCACCAAUAUAGCGGAAACUUCUGUAACCAUUAACGACUGCGUCUAUGUCGUCGACUGUGGUCUUAUGAAAGAGAAACGUUUCGAUUCAAACCGCAAUAUGGAGUCGCUUGAAUUAGUUUGGGUUUCCCGUGCUAACGCCAAUCAACGUAAAGGCCGUGCAGGCAGAGUUAUGCCUGGGGUGUGCAUACAUUUAUAUACUCAACAUCGUUUCAAAUACAAUUUCCUGGCUCAACCCGUACCAGAAAUUCAUAGAGUCCCCCUCGAACAGUUGGUACUGCAUACAAAGACACUGCCAAAUUUUGCUAAACAAAAUGUGAUUGAAGUUUUGGGUGAGACCUUAGAACCACCGACGGAAGAAAAUAUUAUGGGUGCCAUUAGACGGUUGCAAGACGUAGGAGCCUUGGAUGAUAGUCAGCAAUUAACACCUUUAGGUCAUCAUUUAUCUGCACUCCCGGUAGACGUGCGAAUAGGAAAAUUAAUUAUAUUUGGCACAAUAUUUCAAUGUUUGGAUAGUACUUUAACAAUAGCGGCAUGUUUGAGUCAUAAAUCACCAUUUGUGAAUCCAUUUAAUAAGAGAACAGAAGCCGAAUUACGAAAACGGGAAUUCGCCAUUUGUAACAGUGAUCAUUUGACAUGUUUAGUAGCUUAUAAGAAAUGGUUGCACGUUUCGAAACGUAAUUAUUACGCCAGCCGUAACUAUGCGGAUGAGCAUUAUCUUUCCUUGAGAACUCUGCAAACGAUAGCUGAAUUAAAAUAUCAAUUUCUGGAAUUGUUAGUAUCGAUCGGUUUUGUACCAAUUAACAUACCAAGAAGACACAAAAACAUGGAAGACCGUAUUUUGGAAUUGACAGGGUCAGAACUUAACAUGAAUAGCGAAAAUAAUCGUUUACUCAUAUCGUUGCUUUGCGCUUCAUUAUACCCUAACAUUGUUAAGAUUUUAACACCCGAACGGAGCUUUGUUCAAACGGCUGGUGGAAGUAUGCCUAAAAUGUCUACAUGCAAAGAUUUACGCUUCAAGACACGUAUAGACGGUUAUGUAGCCAUACAUCCCUCUUCAGUGAAUGCCUAUGUUGGGACGUUUCAUUCACCAUUUCUCGUCUAUCAAGAAAAGGUGAAAACUUCGCGUAUUUUUAUUCGUGAAUGCAGCAUGUUACCGUUAAUACCAUUAGUUUUAUUUGCUGGCAGCAAUUUAAAACUAGAAUUACACGAUGGAGACUUUCUUUUUUUAUUGGAAGAGGGUUGGAUUAUCAUUAAAUCACAUAAUUACGAAAUAGCUGAAAUGAUUCGAUGCUUGCGUGCAGAACUGUUGAAAUUGUUGGAAGAAAAAAUAUGUGAUCCUUGUUUGAAUUUAUUAAAUCACGCAAAUGGACAGAAAAUCAUACGGACCAUCGUAUAUAUGAUUGGGCAUAAUAAUUAAUAAAAUAUCUCCUGAAUCGACAUUUUCGCGAUAAUAUCGUUUAAGUCCUUUCUACACUCACCACUCAAACUAUUGUAUAGCUUAUUUACCCUUUUCAAUUAUUGAGAAACAUUUAAUUGGGUAGUCAAUGUCUCUUUGCUUGACUUUAUGUACAAAGCCCUUGGCUAACGUCAAUAGUAUAAAUUAAAAGCAGGCAUAUCGCGACUUAACAUCGAUAACAUCUUUU
This is a messenger RNA of Glossina fuscipes, 4153 nucleotides long. RefSeq names its product putative ATP-dependent RNA helicase DHX57. Bases 55 to 3927 code for a protein of 1290 amino acids. Gene Ontology annotation, cellular component: intracellular anatomical structure. The record is from RefSeq and is a predicted model, not a curated record. The transcript has 7 exons. Lineage: Eukaryota; Metazoa; Arthropoda; Insecta; Diptera; Glossinidae. Gene Ontology annotation, molecular function: protein binding; ATP binding; RNA binding.